AUGGGCAAAGCCGAGACGACGAUGAGCAAGCAAGUGCCAUGGGCGUACCUGCGUAAGGGCGAAUGGACCAUCUUGGCCGAAGCCGACUGCGCGGCGCUCGAAGCGUGCAAGGACUACGCGCCCGUGGUCGUCGACAACGGUCGCCUCGAGGUGUCUGUGCCCGACCGCACGCUGCGCGCGCUGUACUGGGACGAACCACCGUGCCCUGUCGUUCGCUCCGAUUGGAUUUUUGAGGCGACGAAUGGCAAGUUCAUUCCGCUGCCCGAAGCCGAGGCCAUGGAGAUCAACAACUUGUGGGCGAUGCUGCCGACGUCGGAGACGCACACGUUCUCGGUGUCGGUCGUCGACCACAUGGGCGGUAUCGCGACCAAGACCGGCAGCACCAAGGCGAUUGCUGCCACCAAGCUCAACGAGCUCUUCGCCAAGUGCUCGCCCACAGGUCAGUUUCGCUGCAAGGCGCUGCACCACGGCUUCCACGCGUGGCCGCGUCUUCGCUCGCACGUCGACCACCUCGUCUUUGUCGUGCAUGGCAUUGGCGAGACGUACUGCAAGAAGCGGCUGGCGCAUGGCACGAUCAUUGACCAGUCGCUCGUGCUGCGCCAGAGCUCCGAGACGCUUCUGAGUUCGCACUUUCCGGCAGCGGAGAACCGCAGCAUCGAGUACCUCCCGGUCGACUGGUCGGAUGUGCUUGGCGAUAUGGGCGACGAUGUGCAUGCGCUCUUGAAUCGCAUCGCGCUCGACUCGAUGCCGUUUGUGCGUCAGCUCACGAACGAGCUCCUCUCCGACAUCCUCCUCUACAUGGCGCGUCAAGACAGUGUUCUCUCGUUCGUCACCAAGUACAUGAACGCCCGCUACACUCUGUACAAGGAGAACCACCCUGACUUUUCGGGCCGCGUCUCCAUCAUGGGCCACUCACUCGGAAGCAUCAUCACCUACGAUUUGCUCGCCAAGCAAGGCGACUCGUGCGACCCCGACUUCGCGCUCGCGUUUUCCCCGUACGCAUUUUUUGCCUUUGGCUCGCCGAUCGGGCUGUUCCUGACGCUGCGCGGCAACGUGCACGGCAUGGAUCUCGCUCUGCCGACGUGCGAGCUCAUGUACAACGUCUUCCAUCCGGCCGACCCCGUCGCGUACCGCUUGGAGCCGCUCAUUCACAAGGACGCGGCGAUUGCGGCGCCCGUGCGCAUUAACACCGCGUCGGGCUGGCGGCGCAUCCACCACGUCGUGCAAGACAUGGCCGACUCGUUCGAGUCGAGUCAGAAAAAGUUUGCGCAGACCAUGGAGCAGACGUUCAAGGCCUUUUUGCCUAAGGACGCAUCGCCGGCCAUCGAGCCGAGCGCUGCGAUCGACGUGACAGCCGACGCCAACGCGCUGCAGAAGGCCGUCUUGAGUCGUUUGAACCCCAAGACGACGCGCCUCGACUACGUGCUGCCUGAGUCGGAGAUGGAGGCGCUGACGCCGCUUGCCGCGCUCACGGCCCACACGGGGUACUGGUCGACGACCGAGUUUAUCUUGUUUGUGCUCACGCAGCUGCUCGGAGACCCCGUCGAUGCCGCGCAACAAUAA
Saprolegnia parasitica CBS 223.65 is the source of this 1563-nucleotide messenger RNA. RefSeq lists its product as hypothetical. Lineage: Eukaryota; Oomycota; Saprolegniomycetes; Saprolegniales; Saprolegniaceae. The transcript is spliced from 13 exons. Gene Ontology annotation, molecular function: metal ion binding. The record is from RefSeq and is a predicted model, not a curated record. Bases 1 to 1563 code for a protein of 520 amino acids.